CAAGAUGGCGAACAUCAUUGACGAACACGUUUUGCAGGCGUCUCAGCCAGACGAGAUGUCAGAAGAAGCUGAAAAUGAGGGAGAUGAAGGGGAGGAGGACAUGGAGGAGGAAGAUUCGGGAUCCAGCGAUGAUGAUGAUUUGGAAGAAACAGCUAUUAAAGAGCUGGAAUCUCAGGUCUCAUCCAAUCCAUAUGAAUACAAUGGUCACAUUGAACUGAUUAAGCUUCUGCGGAGGGCUGGAGAGUGGGACCGGCUUUGUCACGCCUACCAGCGCAUGAGUGACCUCUUCCCUCUCACAGCAGAGUUGUGGCUGGGUUGGAUCAAGGAUCAAUCAGCUUGUACCCGACUCGACGGAAGAGAAGAGGUCUACAAGUUAUUUGAGAGGGCGGUCAUGGAUUAUGUGUCUCCAGACGUGUGGCUUGAAUACGGUCAGUUCAGCAUCGGCGGUAUUGGGACACCAGAGGGCAUCGAGAAGGCGCGCAGCGUCUUUGAGCGAGCGAUCGCUGCUGUUGGCUUACACGUCACCCGGGGCAGCGAAGUGUGGGAGGUGUAUCGGGAGUUUGAGAAUGCUCUGCUCAGGAACUGGCAGACAGAGAGAGUGUCUGCCAUCUUUAGGCGACAGCUGUCCGUACCGCUCAUGGACAUGGAAGACACGUACAAGGAAUAUGAGAGCUGGCUUAGCGAGCCUGUGUCUGAAAACGUCAGAAAAGCGUACGAGAAAGCCUUCGCCCAACUCAAGAAACGUGAACCUCACGAGCAGCAGCUGCUGAAAGCAGAGCCUCCCGUUUUCGCAGUCUACCAACCCUACUUGGAGUACGAGAGAAGAGAGGGCAAUCCAGCACGUAUUCAGUGUCUGUACGAGCGGGCGUUGACCGAUAACUGCCUACAGAUCGAGCUGUGGAAGGACUACACCAAGUACCUCGACUCUGAAUUGAAGGUAAAAAGCGUCGUUUUGCCUGUCUAUGCCAGGGCUGUCAGGAACUGUCCUUGGUCUUCGGAGCUCUGGAUUGGAUACCUGGUGACCAUGGAGAGAUAUCAGGAACCACACAGUACUAAACCUUUUGAGAAGGCCCUCGGUGCCGGCUUCUCAUCUGCCUCCGAGUAUCUGCAGCUGUGGCAAACACACAUCGACUACUUGAGAAGGAGGAUAGACUGGGGCUCCGAGCACGAAGAAGAGUUAUCGCAGCUCAGAGCAACCCUUGAGAAAGCGGGGGAACACUUAGCAACCUAUUUUGGUGUGGACGGGGACCCAGUCCGCAGCCUUCAACAGUACUCGGCUAGAAUGGAGGCCAAACACUGUGGCAACAUGGAGGCAGCCAGAUCACAGUGGAACGAGAUCAUGGCGCUGGGUCAUGCAAACGAAGCACAGAUGUGGCUGGAAUACGUCAAUCUGGAGAGAUCUUAUGGCGAUGCCAAGCACUGCCGGAAGAUCCUCCACCGUGCUGUCGCAGCCGUCAGCGAUUACCCGGAAUGCCUCUUUGAGGCGCUGAUCAAUUUUGAACGGGAGGAGGGCACCUUUGAGACGUGGGAGAAUGCCCUAAAGAGGGUGGAGACGCAGAUGGUCAGGGUCAGUGAGAUGAGGUCAAAGCAGGCUGCCAAGGACCAACAGGAGACCGUCCAAGAAUCAAGCAGAAAACCGGCAGGUGCCAAGAUCAAAGGCAACAAAGGGAAGCAGAGAGGGCAAGAUGACAGGAGGCAAGACAGAAAUGUCAAAGCAGUGAAGAGGAAACAUUCCGAUGAAAAACCCCAGAAGCCUGUCACCUUCCUCGCUGCCGGAGACUCUCCCAAAUCACAGGAUGGAGGAGAGGAAGUCUUCAAGAUGCCCCUCCCACCCCCCCCGCCAAACAAGACCGCCUCCCCAGUGAAGUCAGCCAGCAGUCAGCCCGGCCCAACCCCUCCCAAGCAGGCCAAAACCAGCAUAGCUCCUCUCAAGCAAGCUAAAGAGGAGGAGGCGAGCGGCCAAUCACAGCCGGGCGUGAGGUGGGGUCCGCCCCCAAAGCAGAAACCCGCCCGUGACCCCAGCAAAGAUCACCUGACCAUAUUCGUCAAGAACCUCUCCUACGAGACGACGGAGAAGCAGAUCAGAAGCCUCUUUGUGGAGUGUGGUGAAAUUACAGAGGUCAGGAUGGUGGAGAACUAUCGUCACCAGUUCCGAGGGUAUUGCUACGUGGAGUUCCAGGAAGAAAGUUCAGUUGAGAAAGCACUGAAGAUGGACAGACAGUCUGUGGAGGGCCGUCCAAUGUACGUGGAUCGCUCAAUGGAUAAAUCUACCACAGAAACCAAGAAAACAUUCCAGUAUGCGAUGAAGAUGGAAAAGAACAAGCUCUUUGUGUCCGGAUUGCCGCGGUCAGCCACUGCCAAACAGCUACAGGAGCUCUUUGGCCAGUAUGGCAAGAUACAAAACCUCCGAAUUGUGACCUAUCGUAGUGGCGUCCCAAAAGGUUUGGCAUACGUCGACUUUGAACAAGAGUCGGAUGCAGCCCGGGCCGUUGUAGGAGCAGACAGCACUGUCAUGGAUGGACACACCAUCAGCGUUGCCAUUAGCAACCCGCCAGCACGGAAACCAAAGAAAGAGGACAAAGAGGAGGCGGCAAGUGAAGUGGCCGAGUCCCCCUACCCUCCCAAGUCCCUCGGAGCAAAGGGCGUUGUGGGUCCACGGGGUAAGGGUCGCACCCAGCUGUCGCUAGUGCCGAGAGCACUGCAGAGGACGCCAGCACCUAAGACCCAACAAAGCCCCAAGACAGCAGGUCAGCGAGAGGGGGUGACAAGCCAGGUGACAGAAGGGAAGCCGCAAGCCCAGACAACAGGAAAGAUGAGCAACGCUGACUUUGCCAAAAUGCUGUUGAAGAAAUAAGAAAUGAGCCACGAGUAGGUCGGUGAAUGACCUAACUUCAAAGAAAAAAAGCUGGUCUUUUUAGGUUUUUACCGUUCUCACAAGGUGACAAACUGUACAAAUAGCAGCCUCCAAGCUGAAAAAAAACUGUUGGCUUCUUUUUUUUCCUUUCCUCCCGGGUUUCAAAUGAGAAACAAGCCCCAUCCCUUUGCGAAUGGUCAAAUUUGUGUCUUUCAGUCUUGGUGGCAGUAUCUCUCAAGCCUGGCUCUGUUGUAGCCUUCAUAUCAUGUUAGUCACUUUCUAGAACUGCUCCAUGCAUUGCAGUAGAAAAACUAGGACAGUGGAUGUCAGCAAAACACACACACUGUAAGGAAUGCCAAGCUAAGCACCCUCCAAUGCAAUCCAUAUAGACUCUUUGCUGGUAAGGUAUGCAUGGUGGAUCCAAAGCCAACACGGGGGGGGGGGCUUUCUGUGGAGGGGAGCAAAAAUUGACAAAAGAAAAAAUCAUAUAAUUUUUUGACAGCCUUUUUUAGGAGGCUGCAUUUUGGGUUUUGACCCACUUUCUGGAAGAAGGAAAAAUGAAAUCAACCCAAGAAACUUUUAACUUUUUACAGUUUUUUUCUAAAAUUAGUUUUAACCCAGGCUCCCUCUAGGGAGGGCAUGGCCACCAUUGCUUCCCCGCCCCAUCCACACCUGAAGGUAUGGCAUCCUCUGAUGCCCUUGUGUGGAGGGUAUUGGCAUGUCUGGAGCACCAGCCCAAAAUGACAGCAAGAGAACAAAGGGGUUGAACAUUGACUUACAAGGUCAGAAAGGACUCGUUUGAAAAGCAUGUGCCAGGGACUUGGUCUGGCACACUCAAAAGGUCUUGUAAAUUACAAGCGUUCCAUCUUCUACACUGGACAUUCUUCUCGUUGCAAUUCAAAAUAUACUCCAGAUAUUUCUCACAACCUCUUUUAUUUGGCAUUUAUUUGACACGGCAUAUGACAAGAAAAGGGUUAAGUGUUGCCAGCAGUUGUUCUCUAAGAGAACGUUAAGCUGACACUAAGAAAGUAAAAGUCGAUUGCAAGGUUUUUUUUCAAUUGUAAAAGCAAAAGCGUAAGGUUGCAAACAAUAUAAACUGCUCCAUAUUUUAAUUUUAUGCGUUUUUAAUGUAUAAACUCACCUGCCAUGCAAAGAUGAGUGUACAUGAGUUCAUUAGAAAUGUAUUUAUAUCAUUUCAGCUCUGAAAGCAUAGUUUGGUGGUGUUUUUGUUUUCAUCGUGGAGAUGAAAGUCGUAGAACUUAAAAGGUUUCUUUCCGAGGGAAAAACAAGAUUUUUGUAUCUCUCUCCGGUUUUACGUUUAUUGCCUGUGGCCUUGUCUCACUGGUUAAAAUUUGAUCUGUACCAGUGACAUGGAAUUCAAAGCAAAAUGGUAAGAUGCCUUUCAACAUUUAAAUCAACUGUUUAGCUUAUUUCAAAAUAAACAUCAGCUUUAGGUUUGUCUGACUUUGUUUUGUGCUUAAACAUUACUUAACUUCUGCCUGAAAUUCAAAGUGUAUUUUUUUUUACCCAAUUUGUUUUUGUAUGGCUUUACAUUAUGUAAUGCACAGCACCAGUACGAGAUUCCAUUUGGCAUGACUUUCUUGUAUUGUAUUCACAACUGUUUUUCAGACGGAAAGUCAAAAGAAGUCCAAUAUUAUUAAAAUAAAUGACUUUGCCAAACAA
Molecule: messenger RNA, 4537 nt
Organism: Acanthaster planci (crown-of-thorns starfish)
Lineage: Eukaryota; Metazoa; Echinodermata; Asteroidea; Valvatida; Acanthasteridae
Gene: sart3
Product: spliceosome associated factor 3, U4/U6 recycling protein
Biological process (GO): RNA processing
Molecular function (GO): protein binding; RNA binding
Source: RefSeq, a predicted model, not a curated record